AUGUCUUUUAGUCCAGUUCCCAGGUCAAUAGGAUCUGCACAGGUUCUAUGCGAAUUUGAGCCGCAAGUCUUGACUCCUCGAACGUUAAUCGAGCCGCAGAUUGCGGGAUACCCGUUCCCCUCGGAUGCCCCUCGCCGGACGGGGCACAUUAUUCCAAGACGCCGCGCAAAUGGGUCGCUCAUUCCCCAGAAAAUGUUUCGAAACACGUAUAUCCCACAGCAGCGGAUAGACUCCACACAACUGCGGUUGUUAUUCUCGCGUGGCUUCGGCCAGGGGUCCAGUGUAAUGGUGGUGAUAGCAAUAGUCGGACCCAGGGCAAUGAACUUCACGGAAUCUAUACCCAAUGUCUGUGAUUACGCAACGACAUGGGUCAACCGAACGAGGCUUCGUCACCUUAUGAGUAUUGCUCACGAUUACCGCCCACAACCCGGUAUAAGUGCGCGUCGCACGACAAAGUCGCGCAUGUGGUCCAUCGCCAUUCUUUACAAACCCCGAGACAUUUCCCUCACUUUCUUCAGUCCCGCCCUUGACGCCAAUUGCUGUCUACCGAUGUUUCUCUUGGCCCCCUUGGGUAGUCAACGCCCCCUUCAGAAGUCAAGCUUAUCGGCACGUCAGCAUAAGGGAAUAACCUUGAUGAUAGGCUUACACCAAAUCCUUUUUGACAAUGUCAACUCGACCAUGAUACCGGCGGUCCCGCGGGGCAGUGAGCAUUCCAAAGGUCAGCACAACGUUUCUCUCCUCUCGCGGCGAAGAAGACGAGCGUCGUCAUCAACAGUCUCAGCUGGCGACUCGCGCAUGUGCGCCUACCGCCCACCCGCCGGUCCGCUCCCGGCGGCAGCUGACGACAUCGACGACUGGGGCGCCGAUUUGAGCACGUCGACAGUCUCGGGAGCAUCAAUCCGCAAUCAAGGCACAACUCUGUGGGGUUCUGGCAAUGUUCUUGAACUGGCGGCAUAUGUGCUUAUUGCGAAGACCUUUUCUCCCGGAUCUCACAACUUGGCGGCCCAUAUGAUUCGCCCCAACAGCGUUGGUGUUUUCGAUCGUGGACUGCGCCACCGUCGAUCCAUGGGUUAUUUGACUUCACCACGCGGGACUACGUGGACCCUUAGGCGGCUUCGAAAGUCUGAUACUAGAAACAACCAGUCCGUCUUGGAUCUUGAUUUGAGCCUCCGUAUCGUACCAUUACUCUAA
Messenger RNA from Colletotrichum lupini, 1191 nucleotides. RefSeq lists its product as uncharacterized. The coding region runs from base 1 to 1191 and encodes 396 amino acids. The transcript is spliced from 7 exons. NCBI's taxonomy places the organism in Eukaryota, Fungi, Ascomycota, Sordariomycetes, Glomerellales, Glomerellaceae. The record is from RefSeq and is a predicted model, not a curated record.